This is a messenger RNA of Anarrhichthys ocellatus (wolf-eel), 7667 nucleotides long. It is a transcript of the gene zc3h12b, whose product is annotated as zinc finger CCCH-type containing 12B. Gene Ontology annotation, molecular function: mRNA binding; metal ion binding; RNA endonuclease activity. Gene Ontology annotation, cellular component: nucleus; cytoplasmic ribonucleoprotein granule. The transcript is spliced from 6 exons. Lineage: Eukaryota; Metazoa; Chordata; Actinopteri; Perciformes; Anarhichadidae. The coding region runs from base 698 to 3247 and encodes 849 amino acids. The record is from RefSeq and is a predicted model, not a curated record.
CCCCGUGUGAAGUCAACGAGAGCCGUGAAAUGCGGGCACAUUAUGUAGAGGAUGUCGUUGUGUUGCUGUGUUUCACCUCCGCGUGAAAUAGCCGCCGAUCGUCAACUUUAUCUCAAGUUACAGCAGUAUUCUGGCGAAAAAUGUUAGCACACGCUCAAAAGCUAACUAAUGUUAGCCCGUGGAGCCGCUGAAUUGUCCGUUAUUACUGUCGCGUUACGUUAGCUAACCUACCUAGCAUUGCUACCGUUAACUGAAUAGGCACCGUGUUGCCUGACAGGCUUCGUUGUUAGCGAUAUCUUCCGAUAACCGCUAUCUAACCGCUCUCCAGCCAUUUUGACCGGCAGGAUAAACCGAAGUAGGCCGGUGAGUUUAUGAAGCUAACAUGUUGACUCUCCAGCCGGUCAAGUAACGGUACGCUAGCAUGCUAGCUGCUGUGCUAGCUGUGACUCUGGGCCUAAAGGAUGUCAAACCAGUCAUUCUCAAUCACAAAGGUGACGUCGUGAGCAGCGCUAAUGUUACGAUGCUACACGAAAAAAGUGCAUUGAUUUAAUAGCUUGAUUUUGCUCUGCCCACACGUGUUACUUUGGCUCCAAACAAAGAGCCUGUGGCGCUAAAGUCCAGCAUUCAGCAUGAUUCCCUGGUUGCGGCGGAGGUGAGGAAGCAUGGGGCGGAAAUCUGAGGUGUCGAGACGAACGUGAUGACAGUAUGGUUGAUGGUGGAGAAGCUCAAAAUGGAAAAACGCCCAUGCAGGGAGGAGAACAUUGACUCAAGCGAGGCCCAGCAUGCCAGUGACGAUUCCGAGGACGGAAGCAGCUCAGAGAGCGAACCGGAAGAGCAGCAGCAGCAGCAGCAGCACCAGAGGGUUCGGGUGAGCGGCCGGUGUAAGAAGAGGGAGCCCUUAGCCGUCGCCAAACCCCACCGGCAGCUCUGCCGCUCUCCCUGCCUCGACCGGCCCAGUUUCUCCCAGGGCAGCACUGCCCAAGAGCUCCGCGAGGAUGACGCCGGCGCCGGACCAGGGGCCAAGUCCGCCAGCGACCGAGAGUACCAGACCAAGAUGGAAUUUGCGCUGAAGUUGGGCUACUCAGGGGAGCAGGUGGAGACGGUGCUCACCAAGCUGGGGGCCGCCGCGCUCAUCAACGACGUUCUCGCGGAGCUGGUGAGGCUCGGAAACAAGGUGGAGCCGGAAAUCCAACCCUGCGGCAGCGCGGCGACGUCGACAUCACGGCCGCCCUGCGUUAAAGAGGCCGUCAGCCCAGAGGUGUCGGUGGAGGACGACUCUGUGGACAUGUUUGACAACCUCAGGCCCAUCGUCGUUGAUGGCUCAAAUGUGGCAAUGAGCCAUGGAAACAAAGAGGUGUUCUCAUGUCGUGGUAUCCAGCUUGCCGUCGAGUGGUUCUUGGAGAAAGGACACAAGGACAUCACCGUGUUUGUGCCCGCCUGGAGAAAGGAACAGUCGAGGCCUGACGCCCUCAUCGCAGAUCAAGAGGUAUUGCGCAAGCUGGAAAAAGAGAAGAUCCUGGUUUUCACCCCGUCUCGGAGAGUUCAGGGCAGGAGAGUGGUGUGCUACGACGAUCGCUUCAUAGUGAAGCUGUCUUAUGAUUCUGAUGGAAUUAUUGUGUCAAACGACAACUACAGGGACUUGCAAAAUGAGAAGCCAGAGUGGAAGAAGUUCAUAGAAGAGCGUCUCCUAAUGUACUCGUUUGUCAAUGACAAGUUUAUGCCACCUGAUGAUCCCUUGGGAAGACAUGGUCCGAGCUUAGAAAAUUUCCUCCGCAAGCGUCCUGUUGUUCCAGAGCACAAGAAACAACCUUGCCCCUAUGGGAAAAAGUGCACAUAUGGACACAAGUGCAAGUACUAUCAUCCGGAGCGCGUCAACCAGCCGCUGCGGUCGGUGGCUGACGAACUACGGGCUUUUGCCAAAUUGUCCGCGGUGAAGACGAUGAGCGAGGGGGCUUUAGCUAAAUGCGGUCUUGGUCCGGCGACCGUAAAGGGGGACGGCAACUCCGAGGUCAAACGCGUGGCACCCAAACGUCAGUCUGACCCCAGUAUUCGCUCGGUGGCCUGUGAGCCUCUGGAGGCGCUGUCCGUCGCGAGGAAGUCUGAGGCAAAUUCAGUGCCUUCCCUGGUGUCCGCUCUCAGCGUGCCCACCAUGCAGCCCGUCAAGAGUCACGCAGCUGGGGCCUUGAACACACGAUCAGCCAGCAGCCCGGUGCCGGGUUCUUUGCAGUUCGCGCACAGUUCUCUGGAGCACAUGUCCAGCGUACAGUACCCUCCUAUUUUAGUUACCAAUAGUCAUGGCGCCUCUAUUACGUACAAUGAGCAGUUCCCAAAGUAUGACUCGGUUAGCGACCAUGGCUAUUAUUCACUGCACAGUGAUUUUUCAAAUAUGAGCAUGAGCAGCAUGCACAAUGUCGACAGUUUCUGUAGCAUGGAGCACGAGCACGGCGUGUAUCAGAGAAAUCCCAGCCACUGCCUUGAGUCCUGCCUCAGCCAUUCAAACAGUGACUCCUUCUCCUCUUACGGGGACAUGUACCCGAGCUCCGUGGACAGUAGCUUAGAGGAGAGCAUGAAGGGGCAGCAGCAGUCUCCUGCGCAGGGUCGGAUGCAGGCUUUCUCCCAUGGGUUUCGUCAUGAAGCGCUGACUCGGGUGCAGAGUUAUGGACCUGAGGAACCCAAGCAGGGCCCCCGCAAGCAGCCCGGAUCUCGUCUGGCACCGCAUAUCCAGCACGUUGCGGUGGGAGCCAGGUCCAGCUGUCCCGGAGACUAUCCCCUCACUCAGAACGUCCUCCCACCUCUGUCCUCGCAGCCCACACGGUCUCUCGGCAUGACUCGCAUGGACAGCAUAUCGGAUUCAAGGCUAUAUGAUAGCAACCCAAUGAGACAGAGGCGACCUCCACUGUGCCGGGAGCAGCAUGCAAGCUGGGACCCGCUGCCUUGUGGCAACGAGUCCUACGGAUAUCAUUCGUAUCCUUUGAGUAACAACCUGAUGCCGUGUUGCGAGCGAGUGAUGGUCCGCAGCAUGCCGGACAAAAUGGAGCAAAUCUGGAACUCGCCGUGGGAGAUGCCAUCUGCAGCUGAACAUCAAGAGCGGUACGUCAUCCCAGACCACCAGUAUCAAACAUAUCGGAACCUUUGUAACAUCUUUCCCACUUACGUAGUCCACUCUGUAAUGGAGAAGAACCCUCAUUUAACCGAUCCACAACAACUUGCCGCCAUCAUUGUUACAAAACUGAGGUCAUGCCAUUAAGCGGUUAAUCUUAUUAAACAUUCAAGAGUGAUGUGAUAAGGGAAAUACAGAUUUUGAUUGCAAAGAUAGGCACUUAAAAAUGUUGCUGCAUGUGCAACAUCUGCCCUCAGGAGUUUUUUUUUUUUUUUUUAAAUGUCUUAGGGUGGGGAAAUAAGAUUUUACAUCACUAAGAUGACAUAGAAGUAAUCAGCUUAGAGGAAGUUUGUCUAAUAAGUUUAUCUCAAAUUGUAAGAUGUUUCACAUUUGAAAGCUAUGUUUUUCUAUGAAGUGUGGUGCAGUACACCUUAUUAGAAAUCUGCUUCAUAACACAUUCAUACCACCUGAGCAGGAGCUGCAUACCAGCUUUGUACCAUAUCCACGAUCAACUAAGCCUUUGUUCAACGUCAUUAACUCUAGAAAAUAUACACGGAAUACUCUGCCAACAUUUAGCAGGGCUGUUAAAUGUCCACUCAGUCAACUCUGAAAGAGUUCCUUUGAUUUGGUUGAUUACAUAUGGUUUGAUGUAUGGAGCUCCAGACUGUUCAGUAUUAGGUCAAUAAAUAAGUUUUCAUGAAAUAGAUAACCACAGGAAUAUAUUGUGUAAUAUACAUACAUUUAUUUAUUGAGGAAUUAAUUGGAUUUCUUUGUUUUAUUUCUAAAUAUCCCCUCUUCAAGAAUUUGUUUUUACAUCAUAAAGGCAUUUUUCACAAUGGCGCGUUAUGUCCUGUAACCUUUUUAUUUCAUGUCACGAUUUACAACGUCACUGUGGUGAUGUCACCACCCUGUCACCUGUCAGCCAAUCACAUGCCCCCUGCCCUGCCUCUAGCUGGCAACCUUAACAACUGCUAGCAGAUUUACUGUGUUCCAACACCCACACUACCAGACUAUUUAGUAUGCCAGAAAAAAAGAUUUUGUAUGUCAAAUGCAGUAUGCCAAAAAUACCAGGAUGUCCUACUGCAUUCUUUCAGACUAAUCUGACCCACAAUCCUCUGCACAGCAGAUUUAUGAGCAAGAGGGUCAAAGUUAAAGGUGCAAUUAUUAUGAAGAAGCUGAACAUCCCAAUUGAAUGCAUACUGCAUCCUAAAAGUACGUACUUUGUAAGGGCAGCUGCACUCUGUACUAAAAGUAAGAAGUAUGCUAUCUUGUAACGCAGUGCCAGCCAGUCAGCACCCACUAGCUAAAGCUAAAGCAACAACGAUGCUAAAGUUAUUCUGAAUUGGCUAACUAGAGGCUGCUGCUUUAAAUAGACGCAUAAACUGUCUUCUCCUUCUAUUUAUUUAACUUAAUAUGGCUGCACAUAGCACCUAGCUGGCUAACUAGCUACAAAGGGUUGGUUUAUUACUCUGCAUCAAAGUGAAGAGCCAGUGUUGACAAGCUGCAGCUAAUCAAAGUCACCUCAGCUGUGCUUUGAUUCUGAGGAUGUUAGGGGUGAGCUAACGCCGCUAACACUGACUCGUCAGGUUGACACUGAGUAAUAAACGGAGCUCACAAGCCAGCGUAAGUGGUAGAUGGGUAGUAUCAUCUGUCCUUAACAACUAAAGACGUUUAGUUACUGUGUCUGUGUACUGUCUUCACCCACUUACAUCUUGGCAUUGUUGUUGUUGCUCUUGGUGCUAACUGGUUAAAUUUGGUAGCAGUUGUUGAGCUUGCUGGCUUGAGGUUGGAGAGGUGAUGAAGCUGUGACAACACCACUGUCAUCAAAAAUGGCUGCAUUAAUUAAUGUGUCAUUAUGAAAUAAUAUGAUGUGUCACUGGGAAACUAAAAACUGACUUUUAAAUAGUGAAGAAAAAUAUUUAUAUCCCAAAAAGUAUUCGUACAAUAAGAAUAAUUAAGUAACAUUUUUUUGAACAAAUUGUUGGUUGAUUUAUAUAUUUUAAAUAUUGUUUAACGCGUUUAAUCCAUAAAUUUAAGUAAUACUGAGUACAUAAUUAUAGUGACCGGCUGGUUGACUAUUAUAAUUUGGACCUAACUUUAAUCAUAAUCUAAUAACUAACUAGUAUAGCUAGCUUGUGGACAGGAAGUAACAACUCGGCAACAUCUCCCACAUUGGACUUCUGACUGAAGAGAACGUCAACAUUUGUACACAAUGUAGCUUUUAUGAGGAUCUUGUUCAGGCCCCAUGAACGUGUUAUGAAAGGCAUCUAAAGUGUUUCUGGUGCAGUGGAACUAUAAAUAACCUUGCUUUAGGUCUGCCUCUGCUGUAAAUAUUUCGUGUGACUUUUUUUUUGUGCAUUUAUUUUAAAGAUAAGUAAGAGGGAGGUAGUGACAUACCUCACAGCAUGAACUAUGACAUUUAAUGGCCUUAUAUCUAAAUGACCUCACGCUUUAAUCAUCGUCUAAUUGGUUUCGAUGAAAGUCUUUCGUCGUUGAAGCCUCCUAUUUUCAAAUGUAAAGCACUAUCUCAGUAUCUAAAGAGAUAUAUUUUCUCAGCCUCGCUUAACAAAGCUACUAUUUUGGUAGAAUUUGACAGUGCACAAAGCAAGCCAAAAAAGAGAUUUGACUUGUAUCCACGUGCACAUAUCGAUGUACAUAUAAUCACACAAAAGCCAUUAUUUCAAAGUCAUUUAUAAGCUGCUAAAUAAUGCCAAAAAAAAAGAUAGACUUUAUAUAGUGUCAGUAUUCUACAUAACCUGGAAGCGAUUGGAUUACAGUAUAAACUAACAUCUAUGUGCUGUAUAGUUUACCGUUCUGAUUUUAUUGGAUGCUGCGUCCAAGAUUUUCCUAUUUACAUAUUUGUCAAAUUUGUCGUGCCGAUUCUUUUCAAUGUGAAAAUAUUCAAAGUAUCUUUGUUUCAAACAGUAGCUCUAAUGGACUUCUUCACGUUGUCAGAGGAGCAAGUGUGUUUUCAGGAGUGGGUUGGUGUCGUUUCAAAGACUACUUUUACGUGCACGUUAGCAGUCUGAUGAUUUCCAGCUUUUCUCAGUGACCUGAAUCCUGAUGCACACAUGAGUUUAGAGCACUAAGAGAAACUUGGUUAAACCUGCUAGAUUUCUGAUUGAAUUCAGCCAUUUAUACACUUUAUAAUGGGUUGGGUUUGUUUUGUUUUAUGUGUGCUAAUGUGCAUGGCAAAACCCCAGGACUAGGAAGGUAUCAUCCCUGUGGCGGUAAUCUAGCAGGAUUAAAGAAAAUUUAGUUAAUUAUGCCCAUGCAUCGAGACUAAAUACAUCCUAUGCUGAACACACCUAGUGAUUUACCUAUUCUAAUGUAAAUGAUUUAAUUUGUUAACUUUAAACAAAUGCACACAGGAAAACACGCUAUGCAGUUCUCACUGUACUGUCAAUCCAAAUACUCCAAUCAAAAAAACCAACAACCAAUGUGGCAGUGUCCUAUUACUUGGCAAGUUUAUUAUGUUUCAUAUUAGAUACACACAAAAUAUGUCAAAGUUAAAAUAUGAUGGAGGAAUGGGAGUGAUCUGCUUCCUGACAAAACUGCGGGUGAACUGGUUUUAUAGAAAUCCGACCAUCGCAGUGCAUAUAAACACGUUGCCCCGUGUCACGCCUUAAACCUGAUUUCUGGAAGUUACCUGGUUUCUUAGUGCAUGUAAACGUAGUGAAACAUGGAGAAUUCAUCUAACCAGGCUGUGAUGUGAUAGAAGUUUGCUAUGGGAGAUGGAAACAGUUUAAAUGUUUUUGCACAAGGAAUUCUGCAGAAGACUGAAUGCUUACCUGAUGUUACCUUUUGUCAGAUCGAAUGAUGGAAUCUGGCCGAUACACAGUCGGACCUGGGACUGAGUUGUAUAUUGGACUCAUUUAGUUAUAUAUUGUAGAGUAUGAGGCUUCAGUAAGUGUACAAGUAAAAUGAAGGGAAUGCUAGAAUGCAUGUUGAAGAUUACAUUUAUUGUAUGGCUUUUUAUGGGGGGGGGGCUGCUUGCUCGAAUACAGACAUACAGAACGGUUUGGCUGUGCCUUGCAGCACAUUGCUCUCAGGAUGCUUUAAAUUUUCUAGUUUUCAGUCUCCCUGCCAAAAUCCAGUGGUUACUGGCAAGAGUCUACUCUGAUCUAGUAGUGAUGUAUUUUGUGAAAAACCUACAUGUACCAUGUAGUAUUUUAAAAGUUAGUUUAUGUACAGUUGAGAAGUGGAGAUGGCAUUGCAGAACUUUGUACUUUUUGUGUAUAUCCUUGAGCACCGUGAGCCCUAAAACAAAUUGGGCUAAUAGGAUGGCUUUACGUGAUGCAGCUACAGGCAGAUGAAGUAAUGUUGCAGCCCAAAUCAAAAAUGGGUGUUUUGAUUUCCCCAUAUUUGUAAUAAUAUGCUGAUUGUCUGGCAGUUGUUGAGCCAGUGAUCUCGAUUAGACCGUUGCAUUUUACCCAAGACUUUGGGCCUUAGGAGGCUAAUGUUGGAUGCUAAUCAUGGCAUUCGGUAUGGCCCCCGGGUCAUCAGGUCAAAAGCUAUCACUACUUCUCAAGAAAUAUGAACUAAUGCGAAGCACAUUCAUGCUCCC